This is a messenger RNA of Nannizzia gypsea CBS 118893, 2277 nucleotides long. Its product is annotated as glutamate carboxypeptidase 2. NCBI's taxonomy places the organism in Eukaryota, Fungi, Ascomycota, Eurotiomycetes, Onygenales, Arthrodermataceae. The transcript has 3 exons. The coding region runs from base 1 to 2277 and encodes 758 amino acids. The record is from RefSeq and is a predicted model, not a curated record. Gene Ontology annotation, molecular function: carboxypeptidase activity.
AUGCAGUACAGGCACGAGACCACACCAUUGCUCUAUGUCGAAGUAGCGCAGCGCCCGCCACGCUAUCCGCAUAGAAGAAUCCGCCGAUUAUGUACCACAUGCCUGGGUUCGAUAUUAGUUCUAUCAGUCAUCGUGCUACUCUUACCUUUUGCUCUACUCCCACGCGGAUACGGCUCAAUCUCUGAUCAUCUUCCCUGGGUAUCGAGAAACGGCCUCGACUAUGCGUCUCUCCAGCAUCUACUACAGACUGUCCCAAAUGCAGACAAGACAAGAGAUUGGAGUCAUCAUUACGCAUCUGGAGCACAUCUCGCGGGGAAAAACCUGAGCUUAGCCAUCUGGACAAAGGAGAAAUGGGAGGAAUUUGGGGUCCCAGAUGUCCAGAUCACGACAUAUGAAGUCUACCUGAAUUACCCCGUCAGCCACCGAUUGGCACUUCUCGAGACAAAGAAAGAAGGCCACGAUGUAAAAGUUAUGUACGAGGCUUCAUUGGAAGAGGACAAACUCGAUAAAGAUGCCACCAGCAAUCUGAAAGAUCGGAUUCCCACUUUUCACGGAUACUCAGCCAACGGCAAUGUCACCGCUCAAUAUGUUUAUGUGAAUAAUGGAGAUUACGAAGACUACGAAGCCCUCCUCAAAGCAAAUGUGACUUUGGAAGGGAAAAUUGCCUUGGCGAAGUAUGGCGGAAAUCUGCGUGGACUGAAAGUUAAGCGUGCCCAAGAACUCGGUAUGGUCGGAGUCAUUAUCUACACCGAUCCACAGGAAGAUGGAGAUAUGACCGAGUUGAACGGAUACAAAGCAUAUCCUGAUGGGCCGGCUAGAAACCCAAGUGCUGUGCAAAGAGGGAGUGUUGGCUUUUUGACUGCCGGAGCCGGUGAUCCCACGACCCCUGGAUAUCCCUCCAACCCCGGUUGCCCAAGACAGGAUCCGAAAGACUUCCUUGCUACCAUUCCUUCAUUACCAAUCUCUUACAAAGACGCCAUCCCCUUGUUGAAAGCUCUCAACGGGCAUGGGCCUAAACCACUGGAAUUUGGCAAGGAAUGGCAAGGCGGCCUGGUCCAUAAAGGUGUUGACUAUAAUAUCGGCCCUUCUCCCGAGAACAUCAUGAUUAAUCUCUAUAAUGAACAGGAGUAUGUAACUACUCCUAUCUGGAAUGUCAUUGGCGUUAUCAAAGGCUCAAUACCGGAUGAGGUCAUUGUUUUGGGCAACCAUCGAGAUGCGUGGAUAGCCGGUGGUGCGUCCGAUCCCAACAGUGGCUCCGCUGUAUUGAAUGAAGUCAUUCGCAGCUUUGGAGAAGCCCUCAAGGGUGGCUGGAAACCAAAAAGAACGAUUGUAUUCGCUAGCUGGGAUGCUGAAGAGUAUGCACUAAUUGGAUCAACGGAAUGGGUCGAAGAAAAUCUUUCGUGGCUGUCAAGAGCCCACGUUGCAUAUCUCAAUGUCGAUGUCUCUACUAGUGGAACGAAGUUCAAGGUCGAUGCUAGCCCCUUGCUCAACAAAGCUAUUAAUAACGCCGCUGGACAGGUCCUAUCUCCAAAUCAGACGAUCAAGGGGCAGACCAUCCUUGACGUUUGGGGUGGUGAAAUCGGUGUAAUGGGAAGUGGCAGUGAUUUUACAGCCUUCCAGGAUUUCGCCGGAAUUCCAAGUGUUGAUUUAACCUUUGUAGCUGGAGAGGGCGAUCCAGUUUAUCAAUACCACUCUAACUAUGAUAGCUUUGACUGGAUGGACCGAUUUGGCGACGUUGGCUUUAAAUAUCACAUUGCAAUGACAAAAAUGUGGUCCCUUACAGCGGCAUACCUUGCAGAGACUCCGAUUCUCGCGCUGAAUGCCACUGACUAUGCUUCUGCAUUGAAGAAGUAUUUGGAUUUGGUCAAAGAUAAAGUCUCUCCCGAGGCUAUGAGACAGUUCGAUUUCUCUCCUAUGGAUGAUGCCAUCGCUACGUUCCACCGGAAUGCUAUUAAAUUUGACGCUUACACCGAGUCGCUUGCUACGGAGUUAGAGAACGGUGGCCAUUGGUGGAGCAGGCUUAUCCUCUAUUUCAAAAUCCGCUUUGCCAACCAGAAGUACAAAUAUAUUGAAAGGAAGUUCCUAUACGAUAAAGGACUUGAUAAUAGAGGCUGGUACAAACAUGUUAUUUUUGCACCAGGGCGGUGGACUGGGUAUUCCGGUGCAACUUUCCCUGGCCUAGUUGAAAGUUUUGAAGACAACGACUUGGAGAACGCCAAGAAAUGGCAGGACAUCAUUAAAUCUAAGAUUGACGAUGUUACUGAAUUCUUGGGAUAA